AUGGCGUUACUGGUGAACUACUCCGACAGCGAGGACGGAUCCGCGAACGAGAGUCCAGCCCCAGCACCGAAAGUGACGCCCGCGGCGAAGCCAGCAUUCCAGAAAGCAGCACCAGGAAAACUACAGGUCAGCCUGCCGAGCCUGAAGCCAGAGCCAGGACAGAAUGGCGAGGACGGGACAGAUGGUCGUCCAGCGAAAAGAGCGAGGACAGGUGGUGCAUUCAGUGGCUUCAAUGCGCUUCUCCCAGUGCCAAAGAAACCUGCCACAGCAACACUGAAGAAGGGCGUGAACUUGAAGACAAGCAGCGAGGCGGCAUUCAGUCGCAACCCGCUUCCACAACGAACAGACGAUGAGGAGACAUACACGGCACCAGAUCUCAACGAUGUUGGAGAGGCAAAGACAGAGCAGAAGAAGGAUGACGCUCCACCUGAGCCGAAACUCGUAGGCAAGGCUACAAGAUUCCUACCUCUGAGCGUAUCGAACAAGAAGAAGAAAAAGCCGCUGCCCAAGAUACCUACCGAUGACAUGACGAAGCUCAAAACGAACGGCGCGUCUGCGCAAUCCGUCGCUGCAUCCGACGACAUUCCUGCGGUAGCCGAGCCAUCCAAGCCAAAGCCUAAGAAGUCAUUAUUUUCCGUCACGCAGGAAGAAGAUGAUAUCCCACCCGAGGCCAGCACAAACGAAUACGAAUCAGUGACCGCGUCGCAUUCACAAGUCAAUUCGCAAAUACCAUCACAACCUACGCAUGCAGCACCACCGGCUCCAAGCAACCCAAACUCUCUGGAAGCAGUAGCAGCGGACAUGAACCUCACAGCAGCUCAAAGACGCCAGCUUUUCGGUCGCAACGCCAAAGAGGUCAAUGUGAGACACUUCGAUCUGGAUGCACAGUACGCUGAGAACGAGCGGGCAAGGGCAGCGGGUGAAGUGGUUGAGCAUCGGGCUGUCAAGGCGGUGGCGCCGGGUAAGCACAGCCUGCAGCAGUUGGUAAAUAAUGCGCAAACGCAGCAGGAUGCGCUGAAGGACAAGUGGGCGGAGGGAAAGAGGGCUCGUGGAGAAGGUGGGAGUAAGUAUGGGUGGAGUACGGGAUGA
Messenger RNA from Cercospora beticola, 1089 nucleotides. RefSeq names its product PRCC domain-containing protein. The record is from RefSeq and is a predicted model, not a curated record. Gene Ontology annotation, cellular component: nucleus. NCBI's taxonomy places the organism in Eukaryota, Fungi, Ascomycota, Dothideomycetes, Mycosphaerellales, Mycosphaerellaceae.